GGAUUACGACACCGGCCAGCUGAGAUAUAUAAAGAGCCCCUUUUUGACCGCACUUGCACAUUUUUCAGUGACACUUCUGAACACGCACACGCAUCUAUGGACUAAAUAGUACACAAGAAACCAAAGCAGUCAUUGUACCACACGUGAGGACUAUGCAUCUACCAGGCAAAUAAUUUGGCGCACUGGAACGCACUUUUUUUUCUUUUUAAUUAUUGUUAAAACUCCCGCUAAAAAAAGAAAAAAGGACAAAAAAAGAAGUCGGGGAGAUCGUAUUGGAAUAGAUGAAUAUCACAGAUUCCCAGCAGGAUAAGACAAGGAGCGACGCACAUUCCAAACAAGGGGAUAUAACUGGAUAAAGCGCGUGGAAAGACAAGAAAAAGAAAGAAAAAGUUGCCUGCUGUCCACGCGUCGUCAUGCCGAGGUACAACUUCUUGCUGUGCUUGAUGGUGCUCAUCUCUCUGGGACAGUCGGGGAGCGAUGAGCCCAAUCUGCUGCUGCCUCCUGCCAGUGAAACGCCCACGGAUGCCGGACUGUCUCUGCUGGACGAGGACGCCGGUACCCACGAGUGUUCCGCCUGUGUGUGGAGGGAGCAGAGCAAAGUGUUGAGACUGGAGACCAUCAAGUCCCAGAUCUUGAGCAAGCUGCGCCUGAAGCAGGCACCCAACAUCAGCCGGGAGGUGGUGAAUCAGCUGCUGCCCAAAGCGCCUCCGCUCCAGCAGCUUCUGGACCAUCACGACUUCCAGGGAGACGCGUCGUCCCAGGAUGAGUUUAUGGAGGAGGACGAGUACCACGCCACCACGGAGUCCGUCAUCACCAUGGCGUCCGAGCCGGAACCUCUGGUCCAGGUAAAUGGAAAGCCCAGCUGCUGCUUCUUCAAGUUCAGCCCAAAGCUGAUGUUCACCAAGGUGCUGAAGGCCCAGCUCUGGGUGUACCUCCGACCACUUCAGCAGACCUCAACUGUCUACCUACAGAUCCUCCGACUCAAGCCCAUCACGGAGCAGGGCAGCCGCCACAUUCGGAUCCGCUCCCUGAAGAUAGAGCUCAACUCCAGAGUGGGCCACUGGCAAAGUAUUGACUUUAAGCAUGUGUUGCAGAACUGGUUCAAACAGCCACACACCAACUGGGGAAUUGACAUCAACGCAUUUGAUGAGAGUGGCAAUGACCUGGCUGUUACCUCACUGCGACCUGGGGAGGAGGGGCUGCAGCCGUUCCUGGAAGUGAAAGUUCUGGAGACGACCAAACGUUCUCGGAGAAACCUUGGACUGGACUGUGAUGAACACUCCACUGAAUCACGCUGCUGUCGCUACCCGUUGACGGUGGAUUUCGAGGCAUUCGGCUGGGACUGGAUAAUUGCCCCCAAACGCUACAAAGCCAACUACUGCUCCGGCCAGUGCGAGUAUAUGUUUAUGCAGAAAUACCCGCACACACAUCUGGUGCAGCAUGCCAACCCUCGAGGGUCAGCGGGGCCUUGCUGUACCCCAACCAAGAUGUCCCCCAUUAACAUGCUGUACUUCAAUGACAAGCAGCAGAUCAUCCAUGGAAAGAUUCCCGGGAUGGUAGUGGAUCGAUGUGGCUGCUCUUAGGCUGUAGGGGAGACAAACACUUGUGUACAGCCACCAUUGCAUCACAGCACCCAAAACCCUUACAGAGUGCUUCUCCGGCACCAGAAUUCACUCCUGUGCACCAGAUUUCACUUUUAUUCAGCCACAAAACACAUCACUGGGUUUUUAUCCACUUUUCAGUAAUUAAAUUAACUGUAAAUGGGAAAAACAGGUUAUAAAAUGGAAUAUGUAUCAGAAAAUAGCUGAAUGAGAGAAGUGCGGGACAUUAUGAAUGACUUAAAGAGUUCUACUUAUGGAGCAGCUUCAGAAAACUGUAAAUGAAACAAACUAUGUUAUAUAGUAAGUGUUAGUUUUGUGAAAUUAUUUUAUUAUUUUUUAUUUUAUUUUAUUUUUUAAGAAAAUGGCAUCUUUGUGAAAUGUCCAGGUUAGCAGAUUAAAAUAACAGAAGACAUAAGCAUUUACAAAGUUUUUAAAACAACUUCAGGCUUAAAGUGAACAGUUUAAAUUACAUAUAAACAUUGAACUGGUUAAGA
Thalassophryne amazonica is the source of this 2095-nucleotide messenger RNA. Its product is annotated as growth/differentiation factor 11-like. The transcript is spliced from 3 exons. The record is from RefSeq and is a predicted model, not a curated record. Gene Ontology annotation, cellular component: extracellular region. Gene Ontology annotation, molecular function: growth factor activity; cytokine activity. Bases 414 to 1583 code for a protein of 389 amino acids. NCBI's taxonomy places the organism in Eukaryota, Metazoa, Chordata, Actinopteri, Batrachoidiformes, Batrachoididae. Gene Ontology annotation, biological process: SMAD protein signal transduction.